UCGUCAAGAAUAAAUUAAAAAAAAAAAGGCAAAAGAAGAAGAACGAAGUUCGUUCACGCACAGUCGUCUCCUUGGUGUGGGUGAAGCAGAAGAAUGCAAUCAGGCGAUGGUUACAGUAAUGGUUUCCAUCAUCAACAUCAGGAGCAUUGGGGAGAGAAGUGUGAUGGCCUGGGUUCUUAUGGCCAUUCCCGGCGUCGCAGCCGCAACGGAGCUCGUUACUCCGGUGGCGGCGGGGGCCAUGGCUUCUCUAGUGCUCAUAGGGUUUGCGACCAGUUCGAAGACCAAAAAUCUCCGCCGCCUCCGCCUCCGCCGACUGACUUCGACGUAGCGUACUUUCACUCAUACGCUCACGUUGGCAUUCACGAAGAGAUGAUCAAGGAUCGUGCAAGGACGGAAACUUAUAGGGCAGCCAUCAUGCAGCAUCAGAAUUUUAUUCAAGGCAAAGUUGUGGUGGAUGUUGGCUGUGGAACAGGCAUUCUUUCAAUCUUUUGUGCUCAGGCCGGUGCGAAGCGGGUAUAUGCUGUCGAUGCAAGUGACAUAGCAGUACAGGCAAAAGAAGUCGUAAAAGCUAAUGGUUUAACUGACAAAGUCAUUGUUUUGCACGGGAGGGUGGAGGAUGUUGAAAUCGACGAGGAGGUUGAUGUUAUAAUUUCAGAGUGGAUGGGUUACAUGCUCUUGUAUGAGAGCAUGCUGGGAAGUGUUAUUACUGCUAGAGAUCGCUGGCUAAGGCGUGGAGGUCUAAUUCUCCCAUCACAUGCAACACUAUACAUGGCACCUAUCACCCACACUGAUAGAUACAGUCAAAGCAUCGAUUUCUGGCGCAAUGUCUAUGGAAUUGACAUGUCUGCAAUGAUGCAAUUAGCUAAGCAGUGUGCGUUUGAAGAACCGAGUGUGGAGACAAUAACUGGAGAGAAUGUUCUAACAUGGCCACAAGUGGUUAAACACGUGGAUUGUUACUCAACACAAAUUCACGAGCUUGACUCUGUUACUGCAAGAUAUAAAUUUACAUCCAUGAUGAGAGCUCCUAUGCAUGGGUUUGCAUUUUGGUUUGAUGUUGAAUUCGGCGGGCCAGCCUCUUCAACUACAAAUAACCGCAGUGUAGCUGUGGUUAGUGGUUCAUCAAUGAAUCAGGUUGGAGAUGAGAAUCAAAAGAAACGGGCUAAUCCCAAUAGCGCUCUCGUGUUGUCCACCGCCCCUGAGGCCCCUCCAACUCAUUGGCAGCAGACAAUUGUAUAUUUCUAUGAGCCGCUAGAUGUGGAGCAAGAUCAAGUUAUUGAAGGCUCGGUUACGCUCUCACAGAGCAAGGAGAACCGAAGAUUCAUGAACAUUCACCUCGAAUACUCUUCCGGUGGGCGAUCCUUUGUUAAAGAAUCGGUAAUGCGAUGAGCCUUCAAGGGCAAGGUGUUGUACUUUCAUUUUGGCAGUUUGUAUCUCGCAAUGGAUGAAAAGGCGCAUUUAUUCAGGUGAACCGGCAUUUAAACAGUGUAUUGGCCUGUGAAACUACAAAUUUCGGACAUCGGAUUUGUAAGGAUCCUUAGGUUCUAGACCAGGCCCGAGCUAGAUUAGACGUUAAUGGCCAAUAAAGCGGUUAAGAGUGAUUGUUUCAGUUUUUGGCAGAAAUUGUACCAUUUAGUUUCUUAUCCUUUUCCAUGUUUGAAUGAUAUAUGUCACAAGGGUGUGUAAAAACCCCAGUCAUCAGAUA
This is a messenger RNA of Tarenaya hassleriana, 1702 nucleotides long. Its product is annotated as probable protein arginine N-methyltransferase 6. Bases 94 to 1386 code for a protein of 430 amino acids. Gene Ontology annotation, molecular function: protein-arginine N-methyltransferase activity. Lineage: Eukaryota; Viridiplantae; Streptophyta; Magnoliopsida; Brassicales; Cleomaceae. The transcript is spliced from 13 exons. The record is from RefSeq and is a predicted model, not a curated record. Gene Ontology annotation, biological process: peptidyl-arginine methylation.